AUGUCAAGUGAAGAGAAGAGUGAGCACAAAAGCGUGAAAGCUGGUGGUGAAGUGUCGAAAGAAGCGACAGCAUUGAUUCGAGGGAUUCAGCAUCAGAUCAAGUAUUACCUUGGGCAAGUUCAUGUGAGUACGAAUGAUUACAAUGUGUAUCGUCAUAAAGAGUUAAAAGAAUUGAAAGGUGUUGGUGAGGUGUUUAACACGUACAAGUACACCAAAUUUGUGAGUGAGAAGUGUCGAGACAUAUGUGAUGAUAUUGAUAAGAAGAUGGCAGUGCCGAAGGGUGUUGAGCCGUAUGUAGCAAAAGAGUAUUCACCGAUGGCAUUUGCGAUCAUUCGUCGCUUUUUUGGAGUGAGUGAUAGAGAGAUGAUGCGGUCGAUAUGUGGGGAUGGCAAUUUGACGCCCCCGAAUAUUGGAGCGGGGAAGUCUGGGUCGUUAUUUAUGUUUACAAAAGAUUCGAAAUACAUCUUAAAAGUGAUACCAAAAAGAGAAGAGAAAAUCCUAGUGAAAGUGUUGCCAAAGUAUUUUGCAUUCAUUCAAGAAAAUCCACAAACAUUAAUUCCACGAUUUUAUGGGAUGUAUCGAAUUAAACCAAAACAUGGGGAUGAGUAUCGAUACGUUGUGAUGAACAAUUUGUUUCCUAACACACAAUUUCCUCUACAAUUCAAAUUUGACUUGAAAGGAUCACUGUAUGGAAGAAAAGCUGACGAGAAUGAAAGGGGAAAGAAAUCGCCAUGUUACAAAGAUAUCGACUUCCUCGACCAAAAAGCGGUCAUCAAAAUCGGUCCAAAUUUGGUUAAUGCGUUCAAAACACAAGUCGAAAAAGACAGCGAACUGAUGAGUGACAUGCACCUCAUCGACUACUCCCUUCUUGUCGGCGUCCACCAACUGUCCGACACAGAAAUGGAAACAGCAAAAAAUGCACUCGACAAACAAAAACAAAGGA
This is a messenger RNA of Entamoeba invadens IP1, 943 nucleotides long. Its product is annotated as phosphatidylinositol-4-phosphate 5-kinase, putative. Gene Ontology annotation, molecular function: phosphatidylinositol kinase activity. The transcript has a single exon. Gene Ontology annotation, biological process: phosphatidylinositol metabolic process. The record is from RefSeq and is a predicted model, not a curated record. Lineage: Eukaryota; Evosea; Mastigamoebida; Endamoebidae. The annotation marks the transcript as partial.